Messenger RNA from Osmerus eperlanus (European smelt), 4662 nucleotides. RefSeq names its product PR domain containing 1a, with ZNF domain (gene prdm1a). Gene Ontology annotation, cellular component: cytoplasm; nucleus. Lineage: Eukaryota; Metazoa; Chordata; Actinopteri; Osmeriformes; Osmeridae. The transcript is spliced from 7 exons. Gene Ontology annotation, molecular function: protein binding; DNA-binding transcription repressor activity, RNA polymerase II-specific; RNA polymerase II cis-regulatory region sequence-specific DNA binding. The record is from RefSeq and is a predicted model, not a curated record. Gene Ontology annotation, biological process: regulation of transcription by RNA polymerase II; cell fate commitment. The coding region runs from base 407 to 2917 and encodes 836 amino acids.
UUUGGCAAUGUUAACAUAAUUAAUUUCGCAAAGGUCUGAAAACAAGCUAAUCUUGUACAAAAUAUAAAUAAAUAGAUACAUUAAAAAGUAAAGAAUAGUGCCACUCCGCAAACGUUAUCUAGAGAGUUGUUAAAGGGGAGUUUGCUUUGUUAAUUGCUCGUGCUAAUCCUAAUUACUGUUUUGGGUGGAGCUGACUUGGGCUCAGAAAGGAGGGUAGCCUACUCUGGAAAGUGUGCGGUCUACGCUUCAGACCCAUCUAAAUCCACAAGAGCAAAUUCGGACUAAAGUGAAACAACGAUCCGUUGAAGACACCCGAGUUUCUGAAUUUGGAUACGGAUCUGUUACCAUUUCUAUCAAGACAGGAAGUUCAUGGAAGCGCAAGCAGGCGACCUCUCAUAGCUCGGCCAUGUUGACUACUGAGGGGGCCCACACCGUUGAACACGACGACGACAAAAUGGACACCGAGCUGCACAGGAACACCGAAACCGCCACGGACGCCAGAUCUAAAAUGGCCGCCGCCGACCCCACGAUGGAAGAGGCCGACAUGAUGAGGUGGACGGAGGCAGAGUUCGAGGAGAAGUGCACCUACAUUGUCAAAGACACACCCCAGGAGCCGAGUCCAGACAGCGAGGGCCUGACGAGGGCCGAGGCAUCGCUGCCCCGCAAUCUGGUGUUCAAACACCCGGCAAGCUCCACAGAGGUGAUUGGAGUGUGCAGCAGAGAGUACAUACCCAAAGGAACCCGGUUCGGCCCCCUGGUGGGCCAGUGCUACACUGCAGACAGCGUCUGCAAAGACGCCAACAGGAAGUACUUCUGGCGGAUAUACUCCGAGGGUGAGUUCCACCACUUUGUGGACGGCCUGGAAGAGGAGCAGUCCAACUGGAUGCGCUACGUCAACCCGGCCCACUCGGCCAGCGAGCAGAACCUGGCGGCGUGCCAGAACGGCAUGGAGGUCUACUUCUACACGGUGCGGCCCGUUGCCCCUGGCGCUGAGCUCCUGGUGUGGUACUGCCCCGAGUUUGCCCAGCGCCUCCACUACCCGCCCUCCGGAGAGCUGAUGAUGCAGAAACUCAAGCAGAGUCUACUGGAGGCCAAGCAGCAGGCCAGCGAGGAACGCAUCGUCAGCAGCACCACCCAGACACCCACCCCCACCCCCACCCCGGUCAAGAGGGAGCACAGCGUCUCCUCCAUCCUCCGAGGCACCACGUCGUCCUCCACCAACAAGAGGGAGCCCAGUCGGCCCCUGGCCACACGGCCGCGCUGCUCUGACAGCCCUGAGAGGCCCCUGUACCCCCGGCCCCUCUACCCGCCCCUGCGGCCUCACCCCCACAUGGCCGAGGACUUCCUCAGCCUCAAGACCAGCCCCGUUCAGUACGGCUACCCGGCCACCCGUUCCCCCGGCAACCAGUCGUCGGCCACGCCCUGCCCGUCGGCGAGGAGUAGCCCGGAGAGCAGCCCCCAAAGAAGCCCCGCCGGCCACCAGCACGCAGCCCCGCCCUCUGGUUUCUACCCCCGAGGUCUGGGGCCCUACCCCGGCUACGCGCCACCUGCCGCCCCCCUGUCCUCACCGUUCUAUCCCCAAGGCCAUCACUACCCCCGCUACCUCCUGCCUCCUCACUACCCGCUGCCUGGCGGCGGCGUUCCCGCCGUGGGGGGCAUGUUCCCUCGCAUGUACCCGCUCUACAGCAACCUGCUGCCCCCACACAUCCCCCUGCUCCCCUCCGACGCCGCCUCCAGACGCUUCCUCAUGCCCGACUCCAUCCAUCCUUCCUCUGUCUCCGUCCACAGGGACUUCCUCCUCCCCGCCCCCACCAGUGCCUUCUCGGCCGCCACCUCCCUGAAGGACAAGGCCGGCCCCCACCACCCUUACCCGGGUCACGGGGCCCCACACAGGCACCCUCACGCCCCCUCCAGUGGGUCCCCCACAGCGGGUACCUCGCCCCCCAGCGAGAGGGUGCCCACCAAGCCUACCUCAACCUCAGCCUUGCUGGGCAGUGCCAGCAGCCGGUCGGAGGAGGAAGCCAUGAACCUGAGCAAGAUGAAGCGUGGAGGCAGUGGCUCCGCGGGCUACAAGACACUUCCCUACCCGCUCAAGAAGCAGAACGGCAAGAUCAAGUACGAGUGCAACGUCUGCAGCAAGACUUUCGGACAGCUCUCCAACCUCAAGGUCCACUUGCGUGUCCACAGUGGCGAGCGGCCCUUCAAAUGUCAGACGUGCAACAAAGGUUUCACCCAGUUGGCCCACCUGCAGAAACACUUCCUUGUCCACACCGGAGAGAAGCCCCACGAGUGCACGGUGUGUCACAAGCGCUUCAGUAGCACCAGCAACCUGAAGACCCACCUGCGCCUCCACUCUGGAGAGAAACCCUACCAGUGCAAGCUGUGCCCGGCCAAGUUCACCCAGUUUGUCCACCUCAAGUUGCACAAGCGCCUGCACUCCCGCGAGCGCCCCCACAAGUGCUCCCACUGCCACCGCCACUACGUUCACCUGUGCAGUCUGCGGCUCCACCUCAAGGGCUUCUGCCUGGCCGCCAGCUCCCCCUCAGGCAGCUCCGCCACGGGGCCUUCCACCCUGAGGCUCGGCAGCUCCCUGGAUGAGCUCCAGCGGGCCAACGAGGAGAUCGAGCGCUUCGACAUGAGCGAGCAUGCAGAGAGGCUGGACCAGCUGCAGGGAGGCGUGGAAAUGGAUGCCGUUCUGGAGAAACAGAUCCUGGGCAUGCUGUGGAGGGAGAUGGACCUGAAAGUCUCCCCUUACCAUCCCCACCACAAGGGGAUUCCUAGCGAGCUCCUAUCCGCCAGUUACGGCCUGUAUGAGUCAGCAAACGAGACGUCGGUCAUCAAAAUGUGUCGGAGCAGUCCUCCUCCGUUGCUUCCGGCCAACGUCACGGUCAAGCAAGAGUCGGAGGAACACGCUUAACCCCUUCGAUGAUGAACCGGCUUCAGACUGUAUAGCUCAGAGAACUGGGUUGCCCGGAGCAACAGGUGUAAAUAUCCGAUUUCUCGGUUUUCAUUGGUGGUAAAAUUGGGAUGAAAAUGCGUUUUCAACCUAUCAGGGACUUAUGUACUCAGGGCUUAAACAUGAUACUGUCCCCCAGACCACUUAACAGUUCCAGAGUGUCCUACACUUAUUACAAAAGACAAUCAUCUGUCCUGGAUUUCAUGUUGUUGUUGUUGUUAUUAUUAUUAUUAUUAUUGAUAUCUAUGUAGUUAUUUGUCGUCCAUUUUUUGGGGAUCAGUUUAUUAUUAUAUAAUCUUCUUAAUUUAUUUAUACAAAUUUUGGUCUUCUCUGAUAGCAAUAUGUGGAAGUGAUGUUUACAGUGACUGGGUAAUUCAUUGUAACUGACUGUUGACUGUUUUUUUUUCUAUUUCUCUCUGCGGCCAUUUCUGUGUAGAUACUUUUUCUCUUCACCGGUAGGCCUAUCUGUCCUGUGAGACUGAAACCGCGGACCUGUAGCGUGACAGUGUCCAUUUUCAGGGUUGUGUAUAAAAAAAAACUAAAAAAACAAUACUGCAGGUAUAAAAAGGGUCAAAGGUAGUUUGGAGAGACCUUGUACUUUUGUUUUGCCAAAGGUUGCCACAUUAGCUGUUUGAUAAGAAAGAGCUUUAUUUGACCUUUUCAGCUUUCCAGAAGACUUCCCUUUGUCCACAUUCGUGCUGACCUCUCCACUUAAUUUAAAUGAGAAAAAGGGCAUUUUUGUAUAUUUUCAACAACAGUUACCUCAGUGUAUGUAAGUGUGCAUGUGUGCGUGUCUGUGAAUGGAUGUGUGCGGGUUGGUACGACUGACUGGAGUGUGUGUGUGCUGGUGUAUGUUCAGAGAGUAAUCUGAAGGCGGGUGUAUUCUAUUUAUUGCUUUUGCUACUUGAAAAAGAAAACCAAAAUGAACUGGAGUGCAAGCUCCCCAAAUGGUCCAAAGGACUGCAAAGUCUGUUCGAGAUGUAGCACAUAUAAGACUGGGAACUUCAACUACUAUCAAAACCUUAAAGAAGACAUGUACGCUAACUGCAACAGUGUAUUCAAAUGGGGAUUCGAGAAGCUACAAACCAAAGUUCACUUGGCUUUAAUUUGUUCACACACACAAAAAAGAGAGACUGAAAGAAUGGGAAACAAAGAUAACUGUAUGUGUAUCUGAUGAAGUGUUAGCUCUUUAGCUAUGGUCUUGUUUUAUAGGUUUUUUUGUUUGUUUUUUAUGGAAAAGAAUGGACUGGAUCUCUCCUUGUUUGUGAAUGGCACAGACCAAAGCACCUCGGCCUUCUUAUGCACUGGCCCUUCCCCUUAAAUACUUCUGCGCCGGUGCUUGCUCCUCUCAUAUCUACAUCGUUUGAUUGUUCCGUAUUGGCUUUAAGACUGUGUUCUGUAUGUCUCCAUGGUAACUGUGACCCGAGGCAAGUGGUCUGGAAACAGUUCCACAUCAGUCCCUUCCAUCUCUUCUCUUUUUCCCCCCUCCCCCUAUGUCUCCCCCUCUCCCUCUCUCUCUCUCUCUCUCUGUCCAUACCUGAAGUAUGACCAAAGCCUUCUCUUUGAUCAGCAGCUUUAAACUCUUGAGGAGAAAACUAAGGAAACUAAUUGACUGUCUCUGUUUACAUUCUGGUUUACAUCAUUUAUUUAUGUGCAAAAAUGUCCAAAUGUAAAUUAUGAUAUAAAUGUUCACUGUUCUAAUCUGA